Messenger RNA from Trichomonas vaginalis G3, 1029 nucleotides. Its product is annotated as protein of unknown function (DUF3447). The coding region runs from base 1 to 1029 and encodes 342 amino acids. NCBI's taxonomy places the organism in Eukaryota, Parabasalia, Trichomonadida, Trichomonadidae. The record is from RefSeq and is a predicted model, not a curated record. Gene Ontology annotation, molecular function: protein binding. The transcript has a single exon.
AUGCAAGAAGCAUAUAUUCAACUUAUGAGAGCUCACAAAGAUUACAUCGAUACUUUUGAAAAAUUAUAUAAACUGAACACAAGUAAUGAAGAAGAAAUGAACAAUAUAUAUCAAAUGAUUAAAAAAAAUUUGAUUGAAACUAAGAUGUUUUUACCACAAUACAUAAUCAAACAAAUAUGCAUGCUAAUGACAUAUAGAAGUAGAUAUUGGAACUCUUAUAAAGUAAUUUUCAAAAAGAUUUACGAAGAGUACAAUUUAAAGCAGAUAAAAAACAUAUUUACUUCAUCAGAUGAUAAUCAUCUUAAAGAGCUUUACGUUUUACUAAUUGAAAAUUUUACUUUAGAAAUACAUGAAGAAAACACAAUUUACAAAGCAAUUAUGAAUUAUGACAAAGAAUCAUUUAUUGCACUCACUGAACAAGCAAACUUUGAUGAAAACCAAAUUCUAAAAAAUAUAUUUUAUCCUUCAUACACCUUAUAUACUCUGCUUGAAUUAUGUUGCUUUCAUGGAGCUGUUAAUUGUUUUAAGUUAUUAAGGACAAAAUUUGAUUCAAAAAUUACUCCGAUAUGUCUUAAGUAUUCAUUUCGCAGCGGAAAUCCAGACAUCAUCAACGAGUGUAUGAAAGUGCAUGCUCUGAAUCAUACAAUUAUGGAAUAUGCGAUUUUAUCUCAUAACAUCGACUUUGUCUCUUUUUUAAAUAACGAACAUAAAAUAGCAUUUAAUUUAGAUUAUUGCUGGAAGUACAAUAAUCUUCAAGUGUUUUUAAUGUAUUUGGAUAUGAGUCAUGAUAUCAAUUAUUGCUUUUGCAUUUCACCAUAUUUUAAAAUACCUUCAUUAUGCCAAUAUCUUAUUUCACUUGGAGCAAAUAUCAACGAAAAAGAUUAUUUUGGAAAGACUGUACUAAUGCAUCCUGCAAUAGCUAAUUCAAAAAACAUAGCUAAGCUUUUAAUAUCUCAUGGAGCUAACAUCGAUGAAAAACGUGAUAGAACAGCUUUACAUUAUGCCAUAGAGAAUAACAGCCAAGAUUGA